CGGCUGUUAUCAAAACAGACCAGAGAAGAAGUGCGACUUUUUCCACUUAGGAGCGAAUCGCUUCUGUUCCCCGUUUGAGUUUGUUUUUAUAUGUAUAAAUACUUUCUUCAUUUCUAAAAUUUCAGCAUUUUUUCCUCAAGAUGGUGAAAGUUUCGUUUAACAGCGCUCUGGCGCAAAAGGAGGUGAAAAAAGACGACGAGAGUCUGAUUCCGGAGGAGGAAGUCGAAGUGGACGUAGAGACAGCUGUGCUGGUGCGUCGCCAGUCCCGGGCCUGGUGCUGGUGCGUGUGUUUGGGCGUGGCCCUCAUGCUGUCUGGAGUGCUGAUUGCAGGAGCUUACCUGUUCCGCUACUACACAGGACCGACAGACGCCAUCAGCCAUAUGGGGGAGCCGGUGUUCUUCUGUGGAGUCAACUACAUUGAAGACGACUAUAUGAUAAGAGAUGAAGAGGUGGAUGUUCCCAGCAGCCUGCGGGAGCUGGAGAUGACCAUCCGCAUCCUGGAGGAGGAGCAGGUGGAGAUCAUCAGCGUUCCCGUUCCUAACUUUGAAGACGGGGACCCAGCAGACAUCGUCCACGACUUCGACAGGAGGAUGACGGCGUACCUGGACCUCAGCCUGGACAAGUGCUAUGUCAUCCCCCUCAACACCUCCGCUGUCAUGCCCCCCAGAGACCUCCUGGACCUGCUCAUCAAUGUCAAGGCUGGAACCUACCUGCCCCAGUCAUACCUGGUCCACGAGGAGAUGGUGGUGACCGAGCGUCUGGAGCGCGUCGACCAGCUCGGCUACUUCAUCUACAACCUCUGCCGCAACAAGGAGACCUACAAGCUGCAGCGCAGAGACAGGAUUCUGGGUAUGCAGAAGCGCGAAGUGCAGAACUGCCGCAAGAUCCGUCACUUCGAGAACAAUUUUGUGGUGGAGACUCAGAUCUGCGAGCUGUGAGCCGCUUCGCCACAGCCCCAGAAGUCACCCGGCUGCAGUGGCGGGGCGUUCUGGACGCUCACCGUGUCCUUUUCUUUGCUUCAGGUAGUUUGAGAGAAUGAGGGGAAGGAAAAUGUGAAACUGUGGUAAAUGUUGGAUUGUUUUUAGGGAAAAAAAGGCGACGCUGGUGUUUUUUCCUCUCGGCACAGUCUGGGGAAUCUACCCCGAAGGUAAACCUGCUUAAAUCCAGCUCAGGAUAGUCAUUAUUGUAAUCAAAGGCAAACGUGAAGCGUUUUUAAGUUUUGAUGAACCACUGAUCCUGGGUGUCCAGAGACACUUUACUUUCCUCUAUUUUAUCUGCUGUAGUCAUUAUCCUACUCUUCAGUUCUUGAUCUUAACUGAUUGGUUAAGAGUUUCCUCUGCCUUGAAUUCAAAAUAAUGUAAAAGAAAAUGCAAACACAACCUUAGCUUGGCUUUUUUCACAGCCUCUGUUUUAAAUUUGUCAUUUUGUUGGGAAUUCUUUACCCGUUUUACUAAUUUGUGUACAAAGAAACAAACAAUAAACAAAUAUAAAAACUAUGAA
This is a messenger RNA of Oryzias latipes (Japanese medaka), 1500 nucleotides long. RefSeq names its product integral membrane protein 2B. Gene Ontology annotation, biological process: negative regulation of amyloid precursor protein biosynthetic process. NCBI's taxonomy places the organism in Eukaryota, Metazoa, Chordata, Actinopteri, Beloniformes, Adrianichthyidae. The record is from RefSeq and is a predicted model, not a curated record. Gene Ontology annotation, cellular component: Golgi apparatus; extracellular exosome; plasma membrane. Gene Ontology annotation, molecular function: amyloid-beta binding.